AGGUGACUAAAUUGAUUACUGAUCCCGAUCUUCCGUGCAAUUUUCAGUCCUUUUAUUUGUGAUUUUUCCUUCAAAAUCGACAUGGAAAAAAAAUCAGAGACAACUUACACGCUUGAAGAAGUGAAGAAACACAAUGACAGUAAAUCUUCGUGGUUAGUUAUCCAUGACAGAGUGUACGAUGUCACAAAAUUCCUGGAAGAGCAUCCUGGUGGUGAAGAAGUCUUGUUAGAACUUGCUGGUGCAUUCGCAACAGAAUCUUUCGAAGAUGUUGGACACUCUGCUGAUGCGCGGGAACUUAUGAAAGAUUACGAUAUAGGAAGUUUAGUGGAGGAUGACAGAGAAGUCUCAACAUCUACAAAUAAAGACGGUUUCCCACAAGGUGAAGGAGGAAGCUCCUGUGUCAUCAGCUAACACAAGAUUUUGCCAAUGUGCCUUGAUGAGUUGGAUUAUACCCCUCGGCCUCGCCCUCGCUGCUGCUCUAGUUUACCGAUUUGUCACCGCUGGCCAGCAGCAAAGUUAACAAGAAAUUGAACAUAUGCACGGCAGCAAGUUAUAAUGUGAAAGGACGCGAGUGAUAGAUGAUAAAAGGACUUGAUUGAUUGAGAAAAGGACUGAUUCAAAUCUAUUUGAUUAAUCAUGCAGAAUUCAGCUCGAGGUUAUGUCCAUUUGUUAUUUAUUUUGGCAGGUUUAAAAUGGAGGAUGGGAAAGAGAAAGUUGAUUCCAAAGCUAUGUAGAUUUCUGUAGAUAACAUGCCUUAUGAUUCUUUUUGAUGUAAGGUUCAAGGAAUAGGCUGGGUUGUCCAAAACGAUAAUCUCUGACUGAAUAUGAAACAGUUUUUCUAACAGAAGCAAUAGUUGGUUCAUUGAUUUAAUUGCACAACUCUUCAUUUUGGAUGUUAAAACACUUUAAACAGAUAAUUCUUGAAGCAUUGUAUAAAUGGUCAAUAUGUUAUCAUUGUGCAGCAAAUUCAUAGGCCAUUAUCAUUCCUGCCCAGUCUAACUCCUCUGACUCUGCUAGCAUAUUGAUCGAGUAUAAAGUUAACGGCCCGAGGACAUUUUUGUCAUUUUCAGAACCUUUUGACAUUUGGUAGACAGAUGGUCUGGUGUACAGAGGAUCUGAACCUUUCGUUGACUGGGUCUCUGCUGUGGAGGUUGGUGGUCCUAAUAUGACUCUGUUAUUGUAGCAUUGUGAGGAAUGCUGGAGUAAGAGUAAGAGUUUGGAGUUAGAUUUGGGCACUUGAGCCAAAGCUAUAUUAUAUAACUUCAUAGAGAAAUAAAAUAUCAUCAUUAUGUAUGAAUGAAACACAA
Messenger RNA from Lineus longissimus, 1307 nucleotides. RefSeq names its product cytochrome b5-like. Bases 82 to 411 code for a protein of 109 amino acids. Gene Ontology annotation, molecular function: heme binding. NCBI's taxonomy places the organism in Eukaryota, Metazoa, Nemertea, Pilidiophora, Heteronemertea, Lineidae. The transcript is spliced from 6 exons. The record is from RefSeq and is a predicted model, not a curated record. Gene Ontology annotation, cellular component: intracellular membrane-bounded organelle; membrane.